AACGUUCGUGUUACGAGACGCAAUUUGUAAGGUGUUUUGCGUUCACCCCUUGUUUGCCUAGUGUGUGGGUUACAUAAGCUUUGCUCUAGCAACGAAUAGAGGACAUAUCAACUUCACUUUGGCUGAUUUAAAACGAGAAGACGUUGUCUUCUAGUGAUUUUGCACUAGCAGACACAGGAUGCUUCCAGCUAGUAGAUACUCAUGUAAAGCCCACAGAUGUAUUAGGGCAUUAACAACAAUACAGACAGACCAUGCUACCCCUCAACUGUACUCAAAUAUACACAGGAGAGCAUGCUCUUCAGUAUCACCCCGCAUCACCACACACUACACCAUCCACUCUCGAGAUAAAGAUUCAAGAUGGGAAGGUAUUGAAAUGGAAAGGUUUGCCGAUGAGGCAGAUGUGGUGAUAGUAGGAGGAGGCCCUGCUGGUCUGUCAGCAGCCAUUCGUCUUAAGCAGCUGGCCAAUGAACAAGAGAAGGAGCUGCGAGUGUGCCUUGUAGAGAAAGCCCCUCAGAUAGGAGCGCACACUCUGUCAGGAGCCUGUCUGGAGCCCAGUGCUCUCACUGAGCUCUUUCCUGAUUGGAAGGAACGAGGGGCACCACUCAACACUCCAGUGACUGAAGAUGUGUUCAGCAUUUUUACAGAGAAAUACAGAAUCCCUGUCCCCAUACUGCCAGGCCUGCCCAUGCAGAACCAUGGUAACUACCUCGUGAGGCUGGGGAAUCUUGUGCGCUGGCUGGGGGAACAGGCUGAGGAGCUUGGAGUCGAGCUUUAUCCUGGUUAUGCUGCAGCUGAGGUGCUAUUUCAUGAGGAUGGAAGUGUGAAGGGUAUUGCCACCAAUGAUGUAGGCAUAGCCAAAGAUGGCUCACCAAAGGAUGUUUUUGAAAGGGGAAUGGAGCUCCAUGCUAAAGUCACAUUGUUUGGAGAGGGCUGCCAUGGUCACUUGGCCAAGCAGCUUUACAAGCAUUUUAACUUGCGUGAGAACUGUGAGCCCCAGACUUACGCGAUAGGCCUCAAAGAGCUGUGGAUGAUUGAUGAAAAGAAGUGGAAACCUGGCCGAACGGAGCAUUCUGUGGGUUGGCCCUUAGACAGACGCACAUAUGGAGGAUCCUUCCUGUAUCAUCUCAAUGAAGGAGAGCCUCUUGUGGCCUUAGGCCUUGUGGUUGGUCUGGACUACUCCAACCCUUACUUAAGCCCUUUCAGGGAGUUCCAACGCUGGAAGCACCACCCUUUUAUAGCCGCCACGCUGGAGGGAGGCCAGAGGAUUGCUUAUGGAGCUCGAGCCUUAAAUGAAGGAGGAUUUCAGUCUAUUCCAAAGUUGACUUUCCCUGGAGGUUUGCUGAUUGGCUGCAGCCCUGGUUUCAUGAACGUCCCAAAGAUCAAAGGCACCCACACAGCUAUGAAGAGUGGCAUUCUUGCAGCUGAGGCCAUUUUCCCCAAAGUCACGGCAGAGAACCUGGAUUCAGAGACGGCUGGAAUCCACGUUCCUGAGUACGCUGAGAACUUGAAGAACUCAUCGGUGUGGAAGGAACUGUACUCCGUGAGGAACAUCAGGCCAUCCUUCCAUAAUUACUUUGGCCUGUAUGGUGGCAUGGUCUACACUGGGAUUUUCUACUGGAUCCUGAGAGGAAAAGAGCCCUGGACACUAAAACACUGUGGCAUUGAUGCAAACCAGCUGAAACCAGCUAAAGACUGUAAACCCAUUGAGUAUCCCAAGCCCGACGGCAAGAUAAGCUUUGACCUGCUCUCCUCUGUGGCGCUGAGUGGCACCAACCACGAAGGGGACCAGCCCCCACAUCUGACCUUAAAGGAUGACAGCAUACCAGUGGCCAGGAACCUGGCCAUUUAUGAUGGGCCUGAGCAGCGCUUCUGCCCGGCAGGUGUCUACGAGUAUGUUCCCUUAGAAACAGGAGAUGGGAUGAGGCUGCAGAUAAACGCUCAGAACUGUGUCCACUGUAAGACCUGCGACAUUAAGGACCCGAGCCAAAACAUUAACUGGGUAGUGCCGGAGGGUGGCGGUGGACCUGCCUACAACGGAAUGUAAACGUCCCUAGAGUCUGAUUUUAUACGGUUUCUUGAAAGAUGACAAGGAAAGCCAUGUUCAAGGUUACAGGACUUGACAGUGUAUGUGCCUAAGAAUGAAACUUUAUGUAGAUGUUUGAUGGUACAAGAAUCAUUAGUUAUCCAGUGAAGGCAUGAGGAGCUUAGGAACCUUGAAACCCAUGUAAAAGGACCGUGUUCUGGCAGUUUCUUCAUCUCUUCAGGGGCAUUUUAAGUAGUGAUUGUUUUGUUUUUAAAAA
Molecule: messenger RNA, 2300 nt
Organism: Melanotaenia boesemani (Boeseman's rainbowfish)
Lineage: Eukaryota; Metazoa; Chordata; Actinopteri; Atheriniformes; Melanotaeniidae
Gene: etfdh
Product: electron transfer flavoprotein dehydrogenase
Exons: 13
Coding region: 179-2044 (621 amino acids)
Biological process (GO): electron transport chain
Cellular component (GO): mitochondrial inner membrane
Molecular function (GO): electron-transferring-flavoprotein dehydrogenase activity; iron-sulfur cluster binding
Source: RefSeq, a predicted model, not a curated record